Messenger RNA from Calidris pugnax (ruff), 2445 nucleotides. RefSeq names its product serine/threonine-protein kinase MARK2-like. Lineage: Eukaryota; Metazoa; Chordata; Aves; Charadriiformes; Scolopacidae. The record is from RefSeq and is a predicted model, not a curated record. The coding region runs from base 53 to 2428 and encodes 791 amino acids. The transcript is spliced from 18 exons. Gene Ontology annotation, cellular component: cytoplasm. Gene Ontology annotation, molecular function: ATP binding; protein serine/threonine kinase activity; tau-protein kinase activity. Gene Ontology annotation, biological process: intracellular signal transduction; protein phosphorylation; microtubule cytoskeleton organization.
UGUCCCCCCGCAGCCGGGUCCUGCCGAGGGGAAGGGCGGCGGGAAGGCCAACAUGCUGCGGGGCCGGAAUUCGGCCACCUCCGCCGACGAGCAGCCCCACAUCGGCAACUACCGCCUCCUCAAAACCAUCGGCAAGGGCAACUUCGCCAAGGUCAAGCUGGCACGACACGUCCUGACCGGCAAGGAGGUCGCCGUGAAAAUCAUUGACAAGACGCAGCUCAACUCCUCCAGCCUGCAGAAGGGUGCUGGGCUGCAGAUAGUGUCGGCCGUGCAGUACUGCCACCAGAAGUUCAUUGUCCACAGGGACCUGAAGGCGGAAAACCUCCUGCUGGACGCCGACAUGAACAUCAAAAUCGCCGAUUUUGGGUUCAGCAACGAAUUCACCUUCGGGAACAAAUUGGACACUUUUUGCGGGUCCCCCCCCUACGCCGCCCCCGAACUCUUCCAGGGGAAAAAAUACGACGGCCCCGAAGUCGACGUCUGGAGUUUGGGCGUCAUCCUCUACACCCUGGUCAGCGGUUCCUUGCCCUUCGAUGGGCAAAAUCUGAAGGAGUUGCGGGAGCGGGUGCUGCGGGGGAAAUACCGCAUCCCUUUUUACAUGUCCACCGACUGCGAAAACCUGCUCAAGAAGUUCCUCAUCCUUAAUCCCACCAAAAGGGGCACCUUGGAGCAAAUCAUGAAGGACCGUUGGAUGAACGUGGGUCACGAGGACGACGAGCUGAAGCCCUACAUGGAGCCCGUGCCAGACUACAAGGACCCUCGGAGGACAGGGUGGUCUUGGCCACCCCAAGAGCGCCCCAAGACCACCAAUGUGGUCCCGGACCCCCCCCAGAAUGGUCCUGGACACCUCAUGGGACCACCCAGGGACCCCCAUGGGGUGCCCAGCCAGGUGCCGGCGGCGUCCCCCUCUGCCCACAACAUCAGCCAGGGCCCCGGGGUGCCAGUGGGUCACCAUGGGGUGCCCAGCCAGGUGCCGGCGGCGUCCCCCUCUGCCCACAACAUCAGCCAGGGCCCCGGGGUGCCAGUGGGUCACCACGGGGUGCCCAGCCAGGUGCCGGCGGCGUCCCCCUCUGCCCACAACGUCAGCCAGGGCCCCGGGGUGCCAGUGGGUCACCACGGGGUGCCCAGCCAGGUGCCGGCGGCGUCCCCCUCUGCCCACAACGUCAGCCAGGGCCCCGGGGUGCCAGUGGGUCACCACCAGGGCCGCCGCGGCCCCUCCGCCAGCCUCUUCAGCAAGUUCACCUCCAAGUUCGUCCGCAGCGGGGUGCCCAGCCAGGUGCCGGCGGCGUCCCCCUCUGCCCACAACGUCAGCCAGGGCCCCGGGGUGCCAGUGGGUCACCACGGGGUGCCCAGCCGGGUGCCGGCGGCGUCCCCCUCUGCCCACAACGUCAGCCAGGGCCCCGGGGAGCGCCCCAGUUUCCCCCGGGGGGUCUCCAGCCGCAGCACCUUCCACGCGGGGCAGCUCCGUGGGGUGCCCAGCCAGGUGCCGGCGGCGUCCCCCUCUGCCCACAACAUCAGCCAGGGCCCCGGGGUGCCAGUGGGUCACCACGGGGUGCCCAGCCAGGUGCCGGCGGCGUCCCCCUCUGCCCACAACGUCAGCCAGGGCCCCGGGGUGCCAGUGGGUCACCACGGGGUGCCCAGCCAGGUGCCGGCGGCGUCCCCCUCUGCCCACAACGUCAGCCAGGGCCCCGGGGAGCGCCCCAGUUUCCCCCGGGGGGUCUCCAGCCGCAGCACCUUCCACGCGGGGCAGCUCCGGCAGGCCAGGGACCAGGCCCCCCUGCCCUCCGCCCUGCCCCCCGGCCUGCCCCCCCCCGCCUCCCCCUCGGGUGCCAGCCAGGGCCGCCGCGGCCCCUCCGCCAGCCUCUUCAGCAAGUUCACCUCCAAGUUCGUCCGCAGUCCCACCAUGGUGCUCCUGGUGCCAUCCAUGAGGUCCCUAUCACACCCCCAACCUCCAUACUCCUUCCACCCCACCCAGCCCCACCACGCUCCUCCCUCUGCCACCCCCUCGAUGACCCACAUCCCCCAUCUCACGUCCCUCAGACCAGCGGUGGGGCCGGAGAAGGACCCUCGGGAAGGCGGCGGUGGAGGAGGAGGAGGAGGAGGUGGAGGAGGAGGCCGAGAAGCUAAACCUCGAUCUUUACGUUUCACCUGGAGCAUGAAGACCACGAGCUCUUUGGAACCCGGGGAGAUGUUGAGGGAGAUCCGGAAGGUUCUGGACGCCAACAGUUGUCGUUGCGAACCCCAAGAAAGGUUCGUCCUUCUCUGCGCCCACGGAGCUCCCGGCCACGAUUCCUUCGUCCAAUGGGAGAUGGAGGUUUGCAAACUCCCCAGGUUGUCCCUCAACGGCGUCCGCUUCAAACGCAUCGCCGGCACCUCCAUGGCCUUCAAGAACAUCGCCUCCAAGGUGGCCAACGAGCUCAAGCUCUGAGCCACCAGGAGGGAGGG